Molecule: messenger RNA, 519 nt
Organism: Microthlaspi erraticum
Lineage: Eukaryota; Viridiplantae; Streptophyta; Magnoliopsida; Brassicales; Brassicaceae
Source: the annotation of a GenBank genome assembly
AUGUCUACUUCCAACCCAUUAACUAUCGAUUCUCCUAUUCAAAUUUCAACCUUACCAAAAAGUAAAAGCCGUUCUUCCUCAUCCAGCAUUAACUCCCUUUAUGAAAUUGAAUAUGUACCCGGAGACCAAUUACCCGAAACCACCUUUCCUCUGAUCAAUCCCUACGAAUACUUUUCACGCAAGCCUAAUACUUUCUCUGUCAAAGGUGUCAGAGAAUUAAUAAGACCGUCUUCCAGCAGGCGAAUCUUGGAGUACGUUUCAUCCAGCAAAUUCUCAUCUUGCCAAGUCCCAGCCACGGAAGAAGAGCAAUUCGUUUCACUCAACAUACCAGAAAAUUUACCAAGGCUAUGGCAGCAACAGGGGUACACUCAUCUACACUUCGGGGUGGUCAGACUCGGCCUGACGCUACAUGCACGCAAAGGCCUACCCGUAAUAGCCCGCCUUGCGUUAGUUGACUCCAGACUAAAGUCAUAUCAGCAAGCUUGCAUUGGAACGGUCCAAACAACAUUAAAUGCUUGA